GGAAAACUGUUGUGCAGUUAGUAAAAAUUCGUUACGUAUUCUGAACGGUGAAAUUUGUUACGUAUUCUGAACAGUGACAUAUUUGAUAAUAUGAAUUAUAUCUACGUAGCUGCUUUCACAGCAAACGUAAUAAGUUUCAUAGCCGCCACAUCAUUGACAUGGACAUCACCGAUUUUAUCAAAAUUGAAAAAUGAGACCGACACUCCGUUCAGCUCACCUUUAUCAGAAGACGAAGCCUCAUGGGUCUCAUCUCUCCUACCGCUCGGGGCGGUAUUCGGGCCCUUCGUCUAUGGCUUCUUAGCAGAUUGGAUCGGAAGGAAACUCAGCUUAAUGAUAUGCGGUGUACCCUUCCUGCUGAGCUACCUCGCAUUAGCUUUCGGAAAAGCUCCCUGGAUAUACUACGCCGCCCGAUUCCUAAUCGGAACGUCCGUGGGAGGCGUCUUCACCGUGAUUCCCAUGUACGUGGGGGAGAUAGCUCAAGACUCCAAUAGAGGAGCGCUCGGUUCGUCCAUGAACUGCUUCCUUUGCACGGGAUUGUUAUUUAGCUAUGCCGUCGGCCCUUACGUCUCCAUCUUGGUGUUCAACUUGAUCCUCGCUGUAUUCCCCGUCAUAUUCUUGGUGCUGUUUUUCUUGUUAGCUCCAGAAAGUCCUCACUUCUACGCCAUCAAAGAAAGAAAUGCUGAUGCUAAAACUGCCUUACACAAAAUCAGGUCGGGCGGAAAUGAGGUCAUCGAAGAAGAACUGAAUGAAAUGCAUGCUAAGAUAAAGGAAGAUGGACAUGCAAACUUCUUCGACAUUUUCAGGUCCAAGGGGUUAACCAAGGCCUUUUUCAUUUCGGUGGGUCUAAUAGCUUUCCAGCAAUUUUCGGGUAUAAACGUUGUUCUGUUUUUCGCCCAAAUUUUAUUCGAGCAGGCUGGCACAACUUUGGAACCCGAGAUCUGCUCGAUUAUUAUAGGUUGUACUCAGUUUAUAACUAGUUUCGUGACACCACUGGUUGUCGACAGACUUGGUAGAAAAAUUCUGCUUCUGAUUUCCGCAGUAGGUAUGGCAAUAUCGGAGUUUCCUUUAGGGCUUUACAGUUAUUUAAAGGACGACAACAAGGACGUGUCUUCUAUAUCGUUUCUACCUAUACUGUGCCUUAUAGGGUACAUCAUCACAUACAAUUCAGCGUUUGGACCACUGCCGUGGGCAAUGAUGGGUGAAUUGUUCCCUGCUAACGUCAAGUCUAGUGCCUCGGCAGUAACUUCAGCAUUUUGUUGGUUUCUCGGUUUUUUAAUAACAAAAUAUUUUCAGUCCAUCUCAGACUCUAUCGGAAUGGGUCCUUCGUUUUGGAUAUUCGCCAGUUGUUGCGUGGUUGCCAUCCCGUUCAGCUUCUUGUAUGUAAUUGAGACCAAAGGAAAGAGUUUAAAAGAAAUCCAAACGAUUCUAAGUAGUUAGUAAAUUUAUUUAAUGUAUAUUCAUGGAUAUUAUAUUGUUUGUAGCUAUUUUAAUAAUAACUCAUUUCCCAAUU
This is a messenger RNA of Anoplophora glabripennis (Asian longhorned beetle), 1510 nucleotides long. Its product is annotated as facilitated trehalose transporter Tret1-like. Gene Ontology annotation, biological process: transmembrane transport; carbohydrate transport. The coding region runs from base 91 to 1437 and encodes 448 amino acids. Gene Ontology annotation, cellular component: membrane. The record is from RefSeq and is a predicted model, not a curated record. The transcript has 2 exons. Gene Ontology annotation, molecular function: sugar transmembrane transporter activity. NCBI's taxonomy places the organism in Eukaryota, Metazoa, Arthropoda, Insecta, Coleoptera, Cerambycidae.